Molecule: messenger RNA, 996 nt
Organism: Cladophialophora immunda
Lineage: Eukaryota; Fungi; Ascomycota; Eurotiomycetes; Chaetothyriales; Herpotrichiellaceae
Exons: 3
Coding region: 1-906 (301 amino acids)
Source: RefSeq, a predicted model, not a curated record
AUGGCCAACAAUGUCAAUUGUAUGCCACGGGGCCUUGUUGACAGAGCUGACCUUACUAACUGUCCCACCACUUACUCUCUGCUUGCCUCAAUUGCUAUUUUCAACGCCGAGGUGGCCCUGCUCUCCUUGAUCUUCGGCCAUGAGCGAGUUCGCAGAGCCAUAGCCCGAUACAACUGCUUCCCCAGCGCUCGAUGGACGCCCUUUGCGGGCAUCGUCACAACCAUUAUAUCCAUAGCGGCCAUGUUCGCAGCCACUUACCUCCUCCGGAACAACGGCUUCCGCCCCAACGCCUUCAUGCUCUUUGGCUUCUGGACCAUGCGGCCUCGAGCCAGCGUGUUUACACUCCUCUUCUUCAUCAUCGCCCGCGUCUGCUUUGGCCAGAAGGGCAACCAGAACACUUAUCUGUGGUCGCUCAAGGACCACACCGUCGAGGACACGCUGCUGAACAUAUUCAGCCUGCCCUUCGCGCUCUGGUACAUCCUGCAUCGACCCGACAACUUGGACGCGGGCUCCUGUUCGGACAACACCUCGUACCUGCGCUUCUGGAACUCCUUCUACGCCAUCGCCGGCGCCGGUGCCAUCAGCGCCUUCCUCGCCGUGGUGAUGCUGGGCCACGCCUGUUCCAGGAAUCGGAGGCGGGGCGUCCCGGACGUCCUGUAUAGCGUGGUUGGAUCCGGCAAAAGCGACGCGUCGCUGUCGCCGUUCUGGAGGUUCGUCUUCUCGGUGGGCGGGAUCAACAUGAUCGGCGUGUUCGCCACGAGCUGGGUCAUUUGGAGCACCUUCGUCAUCAAUGCCGGCACCGACUUCUGUCCCGGGAGCGUCGUUGGGGAAGGCAUCGCCUGGGGUAUCGCCCUCUUUGUCAACGCCCUCGUCCGACCCAUCAUCGGCGGGCCAGAUUCUUCAUAAAUUAAAACAAGUUGUACCGUGGUGGUUUAUCCUUCGGACACGGCGUGCUUCUCCGCUAUGUUGAUCUGUGACUUUUUUUUUUUUUUUUUU